Molecule: messenger RNA, 1197 nt
Organism: Fibroporia radiculosa
Lineage: Eukaryota; Fungi; Basidiomycota; Agaricomycetes; Polyporales; Fibroporiaceae
Exons: 18
Coding region: 1-1197 (398 amino acids)
Biological process (GO): transmembrane transport
Cellular component (GO): membrane
Molecular function (GO): transmembrane transporter activity
Source: RefSeq, a predicted model, not a curated record
AUGCCCGGCGAACCUGCUACUAAAGAAAUUUCGCCCUUCAAGAUGGUUACCUGGAAUCACUUUAUUGUGGGGUAUAAUAAUGACCCUCAUGGGCCUGGUAAAAACGUGAAGAACUAUCCGCAGCUCGUCGGUGUUCGGAUAUGUCUUGGCAUAGCAGAGGCAGGGCUAUUUCCCGGCGUGGUAUACUAUAUGACGUUGUGGUAUCCUAGAUACAUGCUGCAAUAUCGGGUCGGUCUCUUGUUUGGAGGUGCUACUGUCGCCGGCGCCUUUUCCGGCUUACUCGCAUGGGGCAUUUCGUUCAUGUCUGGUACUUCUGGCUUGCUCGGUUGGUCAUGGAUUUUUAUCCUUGAGGGACUUGGGACCGUCGUGGUCAGCGUGAUCGCAUUAUUUGUAUUGGUUGAUUUUCCGGACACAGCGACAUUCCUUACUCCGGAGGAACGUGCCUGGAUUAUCUGGCGAAAAAAGUACGACAUCUCUUCUGUGGGAGAGGAGGAGGAUUUUGAAAUGAGGCAUCUUAUUUUAGCGUUCACUGAUUGGCAGAUUUGGCUACAAAUUGUUGUUUAUUUUUCUAUUAUUACACCUCUCUACGGCAUAUCUCUCUUCUUACCGUCUAUUAUUACUGGCUUUGGAUACGGCACCGCAGUUAGCGAAUUGCUCACCGUCCCGCCCUAUGUUUGCGCUACCAUAAUUCUGGUGAUAUUUGCCGUGUGGUCCGACCACAUAAAGCUACGAUCCCCAUUCAUCCUGGCUGGGCUGAUUAUGUGUCUGAUCGGGUUUGUCAUCAAUAUAUCGGAUGUUCCGGCUGGAGUCAAGUAUUUUGGGACAUUCUUUUGUGUAUCGGGAUCAUAUGCUGCGUUCCCGGGAAUUGUUGCAUGGCUAGGGAACAAUCUUGCUGGACAGUACAAGCGGGGUGUCGGAAUGGCGCUUCAGAUUGGAAUAGGAAACUUUGGGGGAGCAAUUGCAAGUAAUAUAUAUCUCUCGGAGGAUGCGCCGCGUUAUAUCCUGGGACACGGAAUUGAGCUUAUGUUCGUCGGCAUUGGAUUUAUAUCGCUCCCUCUCACAGUGUUGAUAUACAAGAGGAUCAACGCCAGCAGAGACAUCACGCAGCGCGAGUUACACGAGAGAGGUGUAGCAUACGCUGACGACGAACUUCGACGAAUGGGAGAUCGUGCCCCUGACUUUCGUUAUACGCUCUGA